CGUACACCCAUCCCAUGUUAUUAGUAAUUCACAAACCAGAAGCAUCUACCAACAACCAAAUUCUUCACAAACAAUCCAUAUAAAUACCACCAUUCCACACCUCAUUUCACCAUUAUUCAAACAAAUUCGAAAAUCACUAACCAUAAAAUUCAAAUGGAUUUGCGACACCUCGGCGUGGACGCCCCCCUCCACUCGACGCUCCUCGACCUCGCGGACGAGGUCGAGAAGCCGUCUUCACAACAAAACAACAACCCCUCGCGGGCCUACAUCCGCGACGCCAAGGCCAUGGCGGCCACCCCCGCGGACGUGAAGGAGUACCCCUCCUCGUACGCGGUGGUGGUCGACAUGCCCGGGGUGGCGGCGGCGGACGUAAAGGUGCAGCUGGAGGAGGAGAGCAGGGUGCUGGCGGUGAGCGGCGAGAGGAGGCGGGAGAAGGAGGAGGGCGGCAAGUAUCUGAGGAUGGAGAGGCGCCACGGCAAGUUCAUGAGGAAGUUCCCGCUGCCGGAGAAUGCUGACGUGGAGGGGAUCUCGGCCGUGUGCCGGGACAGGGUGCUCACGGUCACGGUGCGGAAGCUGCCGCCGCCGGAGCCCAAGAGGCCCAAGGUGAUUCAGGUUAAGCCUGGUUGUUAGGUGCUGUGGAGAAGACGUUUAAACGAAUUGUUGAUUGUGUUUGUUAAGUGUGUUUUUGAUUAAAUGUUUGUGAUCAAGAAUUUCGGUUGUUAA
Molecule: messenger RNA, 723 nt
Organism: Salvia hispanica
Lineage: Eukaryota; Viridiplantae; Streptophyta; Magnoliopsida; Lamiales; Lamiaceae
Product: 17.3 kDa class II heat shock protein-like
Source: RefSeq, a predicted model, not a curated record